Messenger RNA from Drosophila bipectinata, 4406 nucleotides. RefSeq names its product circadian regulator timeout (gene timeout). Gene Ontology annotation, biological process: DNA replication checkpoint signaling; entrainment of circadian clock; replication fork arrest. Gene Ontology annotation, cellular component: replication fork protection complex. Lineage: Eukaryota; Metazoa; Arthropoda; Insecta; Diptera; Drosophilidae. Gene Ontology annotation, molecular function: DNA binding. The record is from RefSeq and is a predicted model, not a curated record.
AUAUUGUGCUGUGUUUUUAUUUUGCGAUCAAAACAAUUUGUUUAUUUAUUGUUCAAACUGUGAAACUUAAAUGAAAAAUGUCCAUUUUAUUGGCUAAUAUUGAUGCAACGUGCGCUGCACUGGGUUACACCGAUGGAGACAAAUAUGAGGCAGAACCUGAUGCCGCCGAUAGCUUAAAGCACUUAAUUUGGAUACUGCGAAGAGAUUUGGACAACCACGAGUAUCGCCGCCAUUUGGGACGAGCAAAGGUGCUGCAGACAGAUUUGGUGUACAUGCUACCGGAUUACAUACAUCAUGAGGAAUUGUCCGAUUUGCUCAUUCGCCUACUGGUCAUCCUUACCAAUCCGACGCUGCUACUGUUCAGAGACGGACCACCGAGUGAUAAUCAUGGACGGAAAGUGUUCAUGGAGUUGAUCGACAUACUACAGGGCUACAAAGCAGCCUUUGCCAAGGACAAAAUCUGGACGUCACUUUUCGAGAAGCUCAAACGGGCAUUGGAAAUAGCCUUUGCCAUUCGCAGCGAGGAGCAGAAUUUGCUGAUUGAACGCAUCCUGGUACUGGUGCGGAAUGUCCUGCAAGUUCCGGCCAAUCCGGAGGCCGAAUGUCGGGCUGACAACGAUGCCAGUCUACAUGAUCAGAUUAUUUGGGCUCUCCAUCAAACGGGAAUGCUGGACUUGGUGCUGUUUAUAAUAUCCUCGCCGGAUGAGGAGCAGUUCCACCUGCACGGACUGGAGAUUCUCUGCUUGCUUUACAGGGAACAGAGUGCUGAAUCUUUAGCGGAUGCCUCCCUCCAGCGCAGCCUCAGUGAGAAGCAACGUGACCAGCAGGAGCUCAUGGCUGCCCGCCGCCGGGAGCGUGCCCGUCGCCAAGCUAAACCUCCGCCUGGUCGGCAUUCGCGCUUUGGCGGCACCUACGUUAUCCGCAACAUGAAGUCCGUUUCGGAUCGUGAUGUUAUAUGUCACCAGGCCCUGGAGCGGGUAUCGUCAAUUGACUUUGACCGCGAAAAGCAACAACAGAAGCGCUCGCAUCGCCACAUCAAGGAGGAGGCGCAGGUGACCCGCCGCAGCGCGUUCACCGUGAGGUUGUGCCUGCGCGAGUACUGCAUUGAGGUCCUGCGCUCCGCUUACAACACGCUGGUGCGGCAGGUGCGUCGUGUCCUGGAACGCAACGCCGGCUCGUCGAGUCACGAUGACUCCUAUCUCCUGUGGGCCAUACGAUUUUUCAUGGAGUUCAACCGUUUGAGUGGACUACAAUUGCAGUUAGUAAGCGAAUCGUUAAGCGUACAAUGCUUCCACUGGGUCCUGACGCGCAUGCAACAUGACAUGGACAUGAUUGUGAGCGACAAGAAACAGGCGCGUCUCUGGGCCAAGCGACUGCAUGUUGCUCUUUUGACAUUCCGGGAAUUGCUCCAGAGCCUGCUGGCACUGCAAAAGCUAAAGGAUGACAGCAACGCACGAGCCCUCUUCGAUAUGUUGCUGAACAACGUGUGCUAUGUCCUGGAGUAUCGAGAGACGGUGCUGCAUUUGUUAAUGAACUACAAUGAGGCGCACAGCACAAAGGUUUUUCUGCGCGAUGUGGUGGAAACGGCGAAUGUUUUCAUUAAAAUGAUGGAGCGCUUCUGCCAGGACUCCGUGGUGGUCCAGGACAAGCGACGCGGCGGGGGCAGUGGGCGCCGGAAGAAGCAGUCCUCGGCCAAGUCGAAACCUCCGGCAAUUCCACAGCCCACCGAGGAAGAAUUGUCUAGCAAAUGGGCCGAGCUGGCGACGGAAGUGUGUGCCCUUUUGGCCGCAGAACUGGAAAUACCGGAGGACGAGUUGCCGGUGCCAUUUGAUGCGGCUUCGGAGAAAUCCAUCGAUGAUCAGCGCGAGGAUUGCAUGAUUCGCAUAAAUAAGCUGCUUCGUUCUGAGAAACUGGACCAGGCCGUCGCCCUUCUACGAGCUGCCAGGGAGGUGUGGCCGGAGAACGAAGUGUUCGGUGCAAUUUCCGCCGCACCGGAAGACGAGCUGCUGCUAUUGCGUGAGAUUUUCAUGCACAACAUUACAACAGUUGAGCCCCAGGAAACGGAGAACGGCAACGAGGACGAGCAGGACGACGACGAGGAAGAUGAUGAGUUGGAAAACGAGGAGUUCGGGGACCAGGAUAAUGGACUGACCGAGAAAACGUUCAAAUUUGAUGAUUUCGCUCGCAGAUUGCUGCAUCCGAAAAUUGUUCGUGCGUGUACCGUGGUGCUGACGGACUGGUCCAGUAUACCCACUCGAUCCUUGAAGGCGGCCGUCACCAUUCUCCAUCGGAUCGCCUACGGUUGCAAAUGCUCCGGGAUGCUGUUUCAGGCCAAGCUGUUUCGCAUCUUUCAACAAGUCUUCAGCGUGGAACGUGACGCCCAUCAGGAGGAGCUACGUCGCCUGGCCAUCUUUGUAGUGCGCAAAUUUGUCGAGGUGGCCCCGUCUAAUCCCAAAAUCUAUGCAGAGUUAUUAUUUUACAAAGGCAUCAGGGAGGCAAAUGAGCUGGAGACGGGCUAUUGUGAUGCCUACGAAGCCGGCACCAAAGGCACUUGGACCGAGGAGCAGGAGUCGGAGCUGCGCUUCCUGUUCGAGGAGAACCAGCGCAAUCCCGAAACCGACAAGGAUGUGAUUGAUUGGAUUCUCGACAAUUUGGCCGACAAGACGCGCACUCGUCGGGGUAUUCUGAAGAAGCUAAAGGAAAUGGGCCUGCUGUUCAAGGCACCCACCAAACGGUCAACCAAGUCGGCCCUGGGCGGCAAAAACCUCUGGCAGCCGGAAGAGGAUGAGGAGCUAAGGAGCUUAUAUGAUCAGCAUCGCACCGAGCCGGAUUGCUUGGAUCGUAUAGUUGACGAGUUCGAGGAGCGGCGCUCCAAGCAGCAGAUCAUCAAGCGCAUGCUGCAGAUUCAUCUCAUUGCGGAUAAGUCCGAAAUACUUCCCCCCAAAUCUAGCAAGGGGCGUGGCAAGGGCAAGGCCAAGAAGCAGGCAGAAAGUGGCAGUGAUUUUGAUGACAUGAUGGAGGAGCCAAUGGAAGAAUUCGAGGGCGAGCCUGGCUACAGACCAAAAGCCAUCCGGAAGCCCACCAAAAAGAGUAAGAACAAACCCAAACAGAAGAAGCGGCAGGUGGUGCGGACCCCGUUGGAUGUGGACACGGUGAAAGCCCUACUCGGCCAGGUGGAUGCGGAGAAAUUCAAGUCGGCCGUUGAAUGGCUGCAGGAAUGCUUGCAGGAUGCCAGCGAGGACAUGGAGGAGCCUGGCGAGGAGGAUGAUGGUGUGCCUUUGCUGGCACUGAUGGACGAUCAGAGGGAUGCCCUCGAGGAUGGCGAUUUUCAGAAGGUUCUGGUCGCACUUGGUAUGCAGCCACCGAUUGCGGGAAUGGAGAACUAUUGGCGUAUACCGACCCAUCUAAAUGCCACCGACUUGAAGAUUCGUUCAAAAAUUUUAGCCGGUGAAGAUGUGGAUGUAGAAGCGGCUGAGGAGGUUGCCGAAGAAGUAGAGGAGGAUGAUGAUGAGGAAGAGGAUGAUGAGGAGGAAAAUGAGGAUGACCAGGAGGACAGUGAGGAAGAAGAUUUCCUGGAGAAGCAAAGCCGGCAACGCCAAGAGAACAUUGCCGCCGAGCAGCAGCGAAAACUGGACAGCAUAAUGUUCAGCAAAAGUGAUGACGAAACCGAGCAGCGUGCUCCUCCCAAAGCCAAGGCCAAAAACAAAGAGAAGAAGGCCAAAAAGCAGGCCAAAACCAAGGCCAAAAAGCCCCAGGACUCUGAUGCCAGCGAUGGGGAGCGAGAGAAACCCAACACGACUGAUUUAUUUGACCAAUUGAAAGCAAAGCGAGCCACUAAAAUCAAGCUGGGCGAUAUGGUUCUAAAUGAGUCAACAAAGACCGCUCAAGAGGCGGAAGAUGAUGCAUUUAACUUCAACUCGGAGGACUAUCGAGCUCGUCUCCUGGAACUGGAGGGCGAGGAGGGUGAUAGAAAGGAUGCUGGCGGAGAUGGCGAUUUCGAUGAGGAGGAACAGAACAAAGAGAACACAACCAACAAGUCCUUGCAGCAGCAGCAGACACCGCGUGCACGUCGCGUUAAUGUAAUUGACUCGGAUAGCGACAACGAUGAUAAUGAUGAUGAUGAUGCCGCUGGUGGCGCCUUGCCUGCUGACAAGACAAACAAACGCCCACGAAGCGAGGAGGAUGAUGCCGACCAGGACCAGGAUGAUGACAGCGACGAGGAGGCCAACUUUCUGGCUCGCAAAAAGCCAGCCAAAGUCGAUGAAGAGCCGGCCAAACGGCGACGACUGGCCAUCAUCGAUGACGAUGACGAGGAUGAUUUUUAAUGCACUCGGGUCCAUUCUGAUCCUGAUUUUAUAGCUCUCCGGAGCAAGGGUCGUUCGAAUAAAUGUAACUUUUAAUUUGCA